UUUAUUGCUCUGUUGUCGGACCAGACGUCACGGGGUAUCUUGUAAAUUGUGUCGUUUAUUGACGGCAAUUUAUUCGUGUUCCCUUCACUCUCUUCACGUGCUAUAAAAGGACUUAUCGAUUUUUACGGAGUUUCGCGGUGUGAAUUAAUCGACGAUAUUGCCAACAAUGGGCGUCUCUGAACCUGGUUCUUCCACGACCCCAGACCUGCCUCCCCACGAUCCUGAACGCCCCGGCUCCGGCAGCGGAAUGGACGACGAAGAUCUACCACGCCGGAAGCAGAGGCGGUAUAGGACUACUUUCACAAGUUACCAGUUGGAUGAGCUGGAAAAAGCUUUUGGAAGGACGCAUUAUCCGGAUGUUUUUACGAGAGAAGAACUUGCUCUAAAAAUUGGCCUAACAGAAGCUAGAAUACAAGUAUGGUUCCAAAACCGGCGUGCGAAGUGGCGCAAACAGGAAAAGGUGGGGCCACAAGCACAUCCUUAUAGCGGGUAUUUAGGAGCAGGCCAACCACUACCCAUGGCCGCACCGCUCACCGCCCCGCCACAUCCUUUGAGUCAACUUGGAUUUGGUUUGAGAAAGCCUUUUGACAGCCUCGCCAGUUUUAGGUACGCGAGCGCACCUCUAUUCGGCAGUCAAUACCUAUCACCGUUAUCUCGUCCGCAACUCUUUGGUGCCCCGCUCUACGCCACUUCUCCUGCUCACUUCCACUCUUUGUUCGCCAACUUGACCGCUCCCGAACCGCCACGCCUGUCACCUGAGCGAUUAUCACCAGAACAACUGAGAUUGUCACCUGAAACUCGAUCUCCAAUAGAAGCUAAUAGAGCAGGGAUCCGUGAAGCGACCAGAUCGACUCGUUCGCCAUCCAUUUCCCCGCCAAUAUCGCCUGGAAGUGAAUCUUUGCCGCCACAGUCGGCAAUGGACGAUGUUAGAAGCUCUAGUAUCGCGGCUUUGCGAAUGGCUGCUAGGGAGCACGAGCUGCGAUUAGAAUUAUUGAGGCAAAGAGCUGAUCUAAUUUGUUGACAAAUGAUUUGAAGCUCAUAAUGGCGUUCUAUCGAGGGAUGUACAACUUAAAAUCUAUAGCGAGUGAAAACAAUACAACGCUCGAUUGGUUAUGUGUAAUAAAUAGAGCAAGACAAUUUGGUCAAUUGUUAUUUUUAGUUUUGAUAGCUGUAAAUUCUUGGAAAUAAUGACAUGCGACCCGGAUUGGAGAUAUAAGAAUCAUCUUCAAACAUUUAACUAGACAAUAAAACAGUGAUAUUUUAGAUACAAUAAGUUCUAAUUUCUAAAACCAAUUAUACUUUUCGAGAGGUAAAAAAAAAUGGUU
This is a messenger RNA of Hyposmocoma kahamanoa, 1325 nucleotides long. RefSeq names its product homeobox protein aristaless-like. The coding region runs from base 167 to 1021 and encodes 284 amino acids. Gene Ontology annotation, biological process: regulation of transcription by RNA polymerase II. Gene Ontology annotation, molecular function: RNA polymerase II transcription regulatory region sequence-specific DNA binding; DNA-binding transcription factor activity, RNA polymerase II-specific. The transcript has 5 exons. NCBI's taxonomy places the organism in Eukaryota, Metazoa, Arthropoda, Insecta, Lepidoptera, Cosmopterigidae. The record is from RefSeq and is a predicted model, not a curated record.